This is a messenger RNA of Arabidopsis arenosa, 2879 nucleotides long. The record is from the annotation of a GenBank genome assembly. NCBI's taxonomy places the organism in Eukaryota, Viridiplantae, Streptophyta, Magnoliopsida, Brassicales, Brassicaceae.
GAUCAAACCUUCUCUUCUUCAUUACUCACCAUGACCAAACCCUCGGAGCCAACUAGAGACUCCCACGUGGCAGUUCUCGCUUUUCCUUUCGGUACUCACGCAGCUCCUCUCCUCACCGUCACGCGCCGCCUCGCCUCCGCUGCUCCUUCCACCGUCUUCUCCUUCUUCAACACCGCGCAAUCCAACUCUUCGUUAUUUUCCCCAAGCGACGAAGCAGAUCGUCCUGAGAACAUCAGAGUCUACGAUGUUCCCGACGGUGUUCCGGAGGGAUACGUGUUUAGCGGGAGACCUCAGGAGGCGAUCGAGCUGUUUCUCGGAUCGGCGCCGGAAAAUUUCCGGAGAGAAAUCGCGGCGGCGGAGACGGAGGUUGGUAGGGACGUGAAAUGUUUGUUGACUGAUGCGUUUUUCUGGUUCGCGGCUGAUAUGGCGACGGAGAUGAAUGCAUCGUGGGUUGCGUUUUGGACCGCCGGAGAAAACUCACUCUCUGCUCAUCUCUACACAGAUCUCAUCAGAGAAACUAUCGGCGUCAAAGAAGUAGGUGGGCGUAUGGAGGAGACAUUAGGGUUUAUUUCAGGAAUGGAGAAGAUCAGAGUCAAAGACACACCAGAAGGAGUUGUGUUUGGUAAUUUAGACUCUGUUUUCUCGAAGAUGCUGCACCAAAUGGGACUUGCUUUGCCUCGUGCGACUGCGGUUUUCAUCAAUUCUUUUGAAGAACUGGAUCCUACGUUGACCGAUAACCUCAGAUCAAAAUUCAAACGUUACCUGAACAUCGGUCCUCUCGGGUUAUUAUCUUCUACAUUGCAACUAGUGCACGAUCCUCACGGCUGUUUGGCUUGGAUAGAGAAGAGAUCCCUUGGUUCUGUGGCGUACAUUAGCUUUGGUACGGUCAUGACACCGCCUCCUAGAGAGCUUGCGGCUAUAGCAGAAGGGUUGGAAUCGAGCAAAGUGCCUUUUGUUUGGUCGCUUAAGGAGAAGAACUUGGUUCAUUUACCAAAAGGGUUUUUGGAUAGGACAAGAGAGCAAGGGAUAGUGGUUCCAUGGGCACCGCAAGUGGAACUGCUGAAACACGAGGCAACGGGUGUGUUUGUGACGCAUUGUGGAUGGAACUCGGUGUUGGAGAGUGUUUCGGGAGGUGUUCCGAUGAUUUGCAGGCCGUUUUUUGGGGAUCAGAGAUUGAACGGAAGAGCAGUGGAGGUUGUGUGGGAGAUUGGAAUGACGAUUAUCAAUGGAGUCUUCACAAAAGAUGGUUUUGAGAAGUGUUUGGAUCGAGUUUUGGUUCAAGAUGAUGGUAAGAAGAUGAAAUGUAAUGCUAAGAAGCUUAAAGAGCUAGGACACGAAGCUGUCUCUUCGAAAGGAAGCUCCUCUGAGAAUUUCGGAGGAUUGUUGGAUGCAGUUGCGAGCAUUGUUUAUAUCUCAGAGGAUCUUGCGGAAAAGACCGGUCAAGCCUACUCAAAAGAUCCAAGAAAUGUGGCAAAUGCGGUCGUGGUGGCCAAGGAAGCCGAUGACACUACCAUUGCAGAGUAUCACGGUCAGGCUAUCCUCGCCGUCACCCACCGUCUCGCCACCGCAUCUCCCUCCACCGUCUUCUCCUUCUUCAACACCUCACAAUCCAACUUUUCAUUAUUCUCCUCCGAUCGUCCUGCGAACAUUCGGGUCCAUGACGUGUCUGACGGUGUUCCCGAGGGAUACGUGCUCUCCGGAAAUCCACAGGAGGCGGUCGAGCUGUUUCUUGAAGCGGCGCCGAAGAUUUUUUGGAGAGAACUCGCGGUGGCGGAGACUGAGGUUGGUAGGAAAGUGACAUGCAUGCUUACGGAUGCGUUCAUCUGGUUCGCUGCGGAUAUGGCGGCGGAGAUGAAAGUGUCGUGGGUUGCUUUCUGGACCUCCGGACAAAACUCGCUCACUGCUCAUCUCUACACAGAUCUCAUCAGAGAAACCAUCGGUGUCAAAGAAGUAGAUGGGCGUAUGGAGGAAACAUUAGGGUUUAUUUCAGGAAUGGAGCAGAUCAGAGUCAAAGACAUACCAGAAGGAGUUGUGUUAGGGAAUUUAGACUCUGUUUUCUCAAAUAUGCUGCACCAAAUGGGACUUGCUUUGCCUCGGGCGACUGCGGUUUACAUGAAUUCAUUUGAAGAAUUAGAUCCUACAUUGACUGUAAACCUCAUGUCGAAAUUCAAACGUUAUUUGAGCAUCGGUCCUCUCGCGUUGUUAUUUUCUCCAUCGCAAAGAGAAACAACAUUGCAUGAUCCUCACGCCUGCUUAGCUUGGAUGGAGAAGCGGUCCACUGAUUCUGUAGCGUACAUUGCCUUCGGUAGAGUCAUGACACCGCCUCCUGGAGAGCUUGUGGCGAUAGCACAAGGAUUGGAAUCGAGUAAAGUGCCUUUUAUUUGGUCGCUCCAAGAGAAGAACAAGGUUCAUUUACCAAAAGGGUUUUUGGAUCGGACAAGAGAGCAAGGGAUGGUGGUCCCAUGGGCACCACAAGUGGAGCUGCUAAACCAUGAAGCAAUGGGUGUGUUUGUGUCGCAUGGUGGGUGGAACUCAGUGUUGGAGAGUGUGUCGGCAGGUGUACCGAUGAUUUGUAGACCGAUUUUCGGGGACCAUGCACUCAAUGCAAGAUCCGUGGAGGCUGUGUGGGAGAUUGGAAUGACGAUUAUUAAUGGAGUUUUCACCAAGGAUGGAUUUGAGGAGAGUUUGGAUCGGGUUUUGGUUCAAGAUGAUGGCAAGAAGAUGAAGGUUAAUGCUAAGAAGCUUAAAGAACUAGCACAAGAAGCUGUCUCUACGGAAGGAAGCUCCUUUGAGAAUUUCAAAGGUUUGUUGGACGAAGUUGUGAAAGUUUAAUGCAAAUUGACUUUGGAUAUAUAAACAAAUAAACAUGUUCUGUUUUA